AUGGAUAUUGAAGAUGCAAAUUCUUUUUUUAAUGGGAAUCAAAAUACAAAUAUAUUAGGUCAAUCACCACGUCCAACUGGAAUCCUAAUGAAAUUUAUAUUUUUAUUUCAUCCAAUGUUAUUAUUCCUAUUCAUUUUACCAGGUGUUUUAACAUUUUGGAUAUUAUUUAUUGCAGGUGAAAAUUCAAUUAAACCAUUUAUGUAUAUUAUUUUCUUAUUGGUUCCAUUAGUAUUUCAAAUAGUUUUAUUGAUUUAUCAUUCACAUUCAUUUGUGUUUUUAAAUUAUGGUCUUCAAGCAUUUUCACGUAAAUAUAAUAAUAAUUCAUCAGAUCAAUAUACACAAUUAUAUCAAUUAGUUGAUAUGCAAUCAGGUAGUGUUGUAACUUUAUUAGAUCAAAGAAUAGCAGAUGAAAGGGCAAUGUAUCUAUAUAUACCAAUUUCAAAAGAAGUUUUCAAUAUGUCUUAUUACGAAUCAACAUUUAGAGUUAAUUCGCUUGGUCAUUGGCAAGUUGUUCUAACUUGGAAAGCAUUACUUAGUUUCUUUAAAUUGGUUUUUAUUAUUAUUUUAAAUUAUAAAAAUAAUAAUAAUAAUAAUAAUAAUAAUAAUAAUAAUAAUAAUAAUAAUAAUAAUAAUAAUAAUAAUAAUAAUAAUAAUAAUAAUAAUAAUAAUAUUAAUAAUAAUUAA
Dictyostelium discoideum AX4 is the source of this 684-nucleotide messenger RNA. RefSeq lists its product as hypothetical. The coding region runs from base 1 to 684 and encodes 227 amino acids. The record is from RefSeq and is a predicted model, not a curated record. The transcript is spliced from 3 exons. NCBI's taxonomy places the organism in Eukaryota, Evosea, Eumycetozoa, Dictyosteliales, Dictyosteliaceae.